Messenger RNA from Sardina pilchardus (European sardine), 4957 nucleotides. Its product is annotated as striatin-4-like. Gene Ontology annotation, cellular component: dendrite. The transcript has 19 exons. NCBI's taxonomy places the organism in Eukaryota, Metazoa, Chordata, Actinopteri, Clupeiformes, Clupeidae. Bases 1 to 2421 code for a protein of 806 amino acids. The record is from RefSeq and is a predicted model, not a curated record. Gene Ontology annotation, molecular function: protein phosphatase 2A binding; armadillo repeat domain binding; protein-containing complex binding.
AUGGCCGCCGACUUCAGCAUCAUCAAGAGCAAGAAAGCAGUGUGUGUGUGUGUGAGUGGAAAGGGACAGGGUAACCUAUUAUUAUCAUUCUCGCUGCGUUUUUCCACCUCCCGUGCUGGCGGCGGCUCGAACGCUAAAAUGGAGGCGGAAAGAUCCGGCGGAGUAGCGGGUGGAACGAACCAGAACUCCGCGGGCAGCAGCGGCGUGGGGCGCAAUCCGAACGGGCCGAAAGCAGUGCUCGGACCAGCAGCAGCAGCAGCGGCGGCCGGGGCGAUGGCAGGAGCUCUACCGUCUCGGGAAGCACAGGACGGAGAAGCAGGCCUAUCACUUCCUGGGAUCUUGCAUUUCAUUCAGUACGAAUGGGGACGUUUCCAGGCCGAAAAAUGUCGCUGGGAAGCCGAGAGGGACGAACUCCGGGCACAGGUGGCCUUUCUUCAGGGCGAGAGGAAGGGGCAGGAGAAUAUGAAGCAGGAUCUGGUGAGGAGGAUCAAGAUGCUGGAGUACGCCCUCAAACAAGAGAGAACCAAGCACCAGAAGCUGAAGACUGGCAGUGACCAGAGCCCAGGAGAGAAGAAACCGGAGGCAGAGGCGGAGCCAGUACCCAAUGGGCCGGCAGAGUCAGACUCGGAGCCAGCCAAUCAGAUGUCGUGGAAGGAGGGACGUCAGCUAUUGCGCAAGUACCUGGAGGAGGUGGGCUACUCAGACACCAUCCUGGACAUGCGCUCCAAGCGCGUGCGUUCGCUGCUGGGCCGCAGCAGCCCCGAGGCCAACGGGCCGCCUCCGUCCGAACUCUCCCCAGAACCCGAGACACACGCCGCCUCCGAGUCCCUGCUGGUCAGGCAGAUCGAAGAGCAGAUCAAGAGGAACGCUGGUAAGGAGAGCUCGAAGGAGAGGGUGGGGGGCUCUGUGCUGGAUAAGAUCCCCUUCCUGCACGGCUGUGAGGAUGAUGAUGAGGAUGACAGCGACGAGGAAGAUGACUUCCAGGGCAUGGCCACCGACUGCAUCGAUGGGCCCCGCAAGAACAAGAAGACACGGGGGAAGAUGGGUGCGGAGCCUCUGACCCCAGACCUGGACCCCGAGGAUGAGGAUGAUGAAGACGACUCGGAGGAUGCCCUGAGUGAGUUUGACUUCCUGGGCUCCGGAGAGGAGGGAGAGGGCGCGGGAGAGGCCCGCAUCUCUGGGGACGGACGGGAGCUAGAGAAUCGCAGGAACAAGAUGCAGGGUAUGAUGUCGGAUUUUCCCUCCAAGCCCUCCCCACCCCCCUCUAUCCCUGGCCAGCCUCGACCUGAAGGGGGCGCUCUGGGCUUCUCGUCUGACGUCUUCAUCUUGGACGCUGUUGGCGGGGGAGACAUGAACCUGGGCGAGCUGGCUGACCUCACCGUUGCCAACGACAAUGACCUCACCAUCGACCUGCAGGACAGCCGUGAGGAGUUCAAGAAGACGUGGAACCCUCGCUUCACGCUGCGGAGCCACUUCGACGCCAUCCGCGCGCUGGACUUCCACCCCAGCGAGGCCGUCAUGCUCACCGCCUCAGAGGACGGAACCCUCAAGCUCUGGAACCUCAACAAGGCCAUGCACUCCAAGAAAAACGCAGCCUUGGACGUGGAACCCAUCUAUACCUUCAGAGCUCACAGUGGAGCAGUGCUCUCCUUGGCUAUGGGGGAGGAUGGCGAGUCGUGCUACAGUGGAGGUCUCGACGGAUCCGUUCGCUGCUGGAAGAUUCCGGACCUUAACGUGGACCCCUACGACAACUACGACCCCGGCGUGGAGAGCAGUGUGUUGGCGGGGCACGAGGACUCGGUGUGGGGUCUGGCCUACUCGUCCUCCCUGAAGCGCCUGGCCUCCUGCUCGGCCGACGGCACCGUCCGCAUCUGGGACCCACACAACUCCAGCCCCUGCCUGUCCGUCUUCAACAAGGAGAAAGAGCAUGGCACCCCCACGUCGGUGGCCUUCGUGAACUCUGACCCCUCUCAAGUGGUGGUGUCCUUUGGCGGCGGCAACACACUGCUGUACGACCUCAACACGGAGCAGAGCAUCAUAACCCUGGAGACACAGACCAAGGACGGCAGCGAGCUGAUCAACCGCGUGGUCAGCCACCCCUCUCAGCCCAUCUCCAUCACGGCACAUGAGAAUCGCACCAUCCGCUUCCUGGACAACAACACCGGUAAAGUGGUCCACUCCAUGGUCGCCCAUCUGGACGCUGUGACCUGCCUGACCACUGACCCCAAAGGCACUUAUCUGGUCUCCGGAAGCCACGACUGCUCGGUGCGCCUGUGGAUGCUGGAGAGCCGCACGUGUGUGCAGGAGAUCACGGCGCACCGUAAGAAGCACGACGAGGCGAUCCACGACGUGGCCUUCCACCCCUCACAGCCACUCAUCGCCAGCGCAGGCGCCGACGCCCUCGCCAAGAUCUUCAUCUGAACACACACACACGCGCACGCGCGCCAUGCAGCGCCGCACACACAGGGGAGGCAUCCUUACCGAUGGACCAGAUGAGUGGAGCACAAGGCUGAACCAGUCAAACACACACACACACACACACACACACACACACACACACUCACACACAAAGUGGUUUGAGUGGGAGAGGACAUCAUAUCCUACUUCCCAGUGAAUAGGUUGUUUUUGCAGAUCUAGGUUCCCCAUGAUCCUUUGUUUUGUUUUGUUUUCCCACAAUGCAGUGCACUGUGGUUGUGACAUACAAUAUUGCUUGUCAUUGGUUUUCAAACUAACAACUCUGGCUACUUCUCAAUGUGUUAGAUGCUUUUGAACCACACACUACCUGAUGUUUUUUAUAUGCUUACUUCAUAUCUGCUUGCAGUUCACCUUGCGCUAACACACACACACACACACACACACACACACACACACACACUCAUACCCACUUACUGUACGCACACACGCACACACACACACUCAAGGCUCAGGCUGUUGGCUUGGGCCCUUUGCAAACACUCUGUACCCUGUAAGACAUUUCUAUGGUCUCUUUUUCUAGUUCCUCUCUCUUUUCAUAAGGAACACUAUACAGUCCAGUUUUACAGCAGCAUGCUGUUCACGCAUCCUCACUGCUUUGAUUUUCUCUGACUUUGUCAGUUGCCAAGUGUGUAUGCGUGCGUGCGUGCGUGCGUGCGUGCGUGCGUGCGUGCGUGCGUGUGUGCGUGCGUGGGUGUGUGUGCCUGUGUGUGUGUGUGUGUGGUCAAUGCAUGCCCAUUCCAAAGACAUCACAAGGGGACGACUCUUGUUAGCUGCUCCUUCAUACACUCUGCUGCACACAAUUGAGCUUUAAUUUCAGCCUCACACCCCUACACCUAGCCUUAGUGUGUGUGUGUGUGUGUGUGUGUGUGUGUGUGUGUGUGUGUGUGUGUAAAGAAAUGUCGGUAUGUGGGUGUAUGUUAAUCAUCCUGUUACUCACUCAGUAUUGCAUUGCUGGUGCUGAUGUUUCAACAUCUGGUAUUCUCUGUGAGUGUGUGUGUGUGUGUGUGUGUGUGUGUGUGUGUUUGUGUGUGUUAGGUCUAUGCAUAUAGCCCCAUUUUUUACGUCUCUCUGUAUGUAUAUAAGCACUAACAUUUACAGCUGCACAAGAGUGCCAGUGUAUUUUUAACCUUUGCAAAUCAAAACAAUCUCUCAAAUAACGGUUAUGACUAAAGUCCAUUCAGCCUCAUCAUCACAAGCCAUGAUCAAUGGCCUCUGUAGACAUGCACGCAUGCACACACACACACACACACACACACACACACACACACACACACGUCUCAACAUCAGAGGUGUGCAAUCAUACGGUGUGAGAGGGGAGAGGUGGGUGUUACCAUGUCCCCAUCAGUCCACCAAUAAUCACACUUCAUUUCUGCUCCCAGGACACACACACACACACACACACACACACACACACACACACCCCAAAUGCAUCAAUAUAGACAACAUCAUGAUACCAAAAUUAUAACGAUAUGAUACAAUUCAAAGGUAUCUGGAUACCUAUAUUGAAACAAUACCAUGACAAAAUCCUCUCACACAUUAGCAGACGUAAUAAAAUAGGCCUAGACAGACGUAACAUGAAUCUUGACUAAAUCUUUUUCAAACUGAUAACAAACACUGCUUUUUGUUACAACCUGAUCAAAGCACCAUGUUUAAAGUAUCAGUACUGACAGUAUCACAGCAUUUUUAAUUUUAAGGUAUCAAGAUACAUUUCUAGUAUCAGUGCAUCAUGCAACACUAAUAGACACACACACACACACACACACACACACACACUCACACACAGACUCACACACACACACACACUCCCGCAUGCACGCAUGCCUGCUCUCUUUAACCUGUGGUGCUAUAGGACUCCUCUUGAGUCAGGGAUCCAGUGCGGGUUAUGCCUCUGGUGUGUGUGUGUGUGUGUGUGUGUGUGCGUGUGUGUGUGUGUGUGUUCGUGCGUUUGUUUUUAUAAACUCUCCACAAGCUGGUCCAUCCCACAGGGGAGUCCACAGGAGCCCACUCACCUACAAGAGAGAGAGAGGGAGAGAGAGAGAGAGAGAGAGAGAGAGAGAGAGAGAGAGAGAGAGAGAGAGAGAGAGAUGAAGAGAUGUACUGUGUGCUGAAACAAUACCUACUUUAUUGCGUUUAUAUCUCCCCUACAUUUUGAUUCUUUUUCUUUUCGCUGCUUGUAAAGCGUUUUCGAGAGACUGCCAGUAGCCUGUUAUCAUUUCAUUACCUCCCCCCCACACUCCCCCAGCGGGGGGCGCUCUCGUGUUGGGGGACGGGUGACGACGAGAGUCCACUUCCAGGGGUCCAAGGGGGCUGGAAAUCUCUCCGCUCGUACCCCCUCCGUCUCCUCUCGUCUCGGCCUGGCCGUCAGUUCUGCUGGAGGCAGUCGAGAUCGAACCGAACCGAACCGUGCCGUGCCGAGCCGUGCUGUGCUGCCACACCGUUGGGCUCUUGGUGCGUUCUCUACUGAAACGCCUGAUAUCUACUG